Molecule: messenger RNA, 892 nt
Organism: Hippocampus zosterae (dwarf seahorse)
Lineage: Eukaryota; Metazoa; Chordata; Actinopteri; Syngnathiformes; Syngnathidae
Product: troponin I, slow skeletal muscle-like
Exons: 6
Coding region: 39-593 (184 amino acids)
Biological process (GO): muscle contraction
Cellular component (GO): troponin complex
Source: RefSeq, a predicted model, not a curated record
AAGGAACAAACUUUGCCUGUACUCUCCACCAUGAAUCAAUGUCACCUUCUGCUUACGUGCUCAGGACUUCGAGACCAAAAAUAUCUGCAUCGCGCAGACUGUUUUUGAAGACCAAAAUGAUCAAGAAGGCCAUGGUGAUGCUGGAGAAUGACAAGCAAGUGAGACAAGACGAACGGGAAAGAAUUCUGACCGAGAGAGUUCCAGAACUCCAGAUGUCAAGCUUGUCUACACAGGAGCUGCAAACUCUUUGCAAAGAGCUUCACCAGAAGAUUGACGCUGUCGAUGAGGAUCGUUAUGACAUUGCUUUAAAGGUGGCCAAAAAUGAUAUUGAGUUGCGAGACCUGUCUCAGAAGAUCUACGAGUUGAAGGGCAAGAUGAAGAGGCCGAACCUGAAGAGGGUGAGGGUGUCUGCAGACGCUAUGUUGGGAGCGCUGCUGGGCUCCAAAGUCAAAGAGUCUGUGGACUUCAAGGCCAACCUCAAGACUGUGAAGAAAGAGGAGGAGAAGAAAGAGGAAGUGACAGACUGGCGCAAGAACGUGGAUGCCAUGUCGGGAAUGGAGGGCAGAAUGAAGCUGUUCAAUGCUGGCCAGUAGACGACAGGCUUGUCGUCUUUGCAAAGACAUUUGCCACUUGAAUGACUGUUGCUCACUUCUCAAAGAACAUUUUUAGUAAUGUUGCUUAUCUGUGGAGGGAAAUCUUAAAAACGGCAUAUGUGUGAUCAUUCUCAGGAGGAAGAAUAGCAUAGCCAUAUAAGGGUAACAUCUGAAUCUUAAGUUUUCCUUUCAACAGUAAGCAAUAGCAGUGAGUACAGAACAUCAUGCUAUGUAUAAACAUGUGCUUUAUGCAAAAUCUGAGUCGAGUCCGGAUGAUGCAUUCAUAAAAAGGUGAAUAU